This is a messenger RNA of Lactuca saligna, 471 nucleotides long. Lineage: Eukaryota; Viridiplantae; Streptophyta; Magnoliopsida; Asterales; Asteraceae. The record is from the annotation of a GenBank genome assembly.
AUGGCGGCAUCUCUGUUCACAUACUCCUCAACCUCUCGAAGAGUCGUUCCUGCCCCAAACUCUCCUCCACUUCCAAUUCACAUCAAGGCAACCAAUGUCGUCUUCAACCCUGACAUUCCAGAGGUUCAUCGAGGUCUUGGACUCGAUGAUUUCGUCAAUUUCUUGGCUUCUUGCCGCCUUCGAUAUGCAAUCAGUGAUGUACCGUCCGAGUUCUUCCCUGAACAAGUAUGUGAGUUUUACUAUACUGCAACAGUUAAUGAAGAAAACAAUGCCAUCACCGGAACCAUUGGUCAUGGCAGACACUCUGUCUUCAUCACCGCAGAACUACUCAGUGCUGCUUUAAGGUUACCAAUUUUCGAACCCUUUUCUGAACCUCCAACUAUUGAAAAUGUAAACGAAUAUUUGAUCAACUGGGCUAUGAUCAUUCAAAGGCUGGUACUCGAUCAGCUCUUAUUUUGCGUCAGUGCAUGA